UUCCCCCGUCUCCACCGUCCUCGCUUCCGCACGUAUAGCUACACAGCCGGCAGGCCUUUCCGCCUCGCCCAGCAUUUCUCUACUUCCGCCUACCACCCUCUUCCCAUCAUGGCCACCCUCACACCCAUGAUAUCCGUCCCCCUCAAGCAGACCAACGAGAUCGACUGGAUCAAUCCCCUCAAAUCUUAUAUCCGCGCAACCUAUGGCGAUGAUCCAGAACGCUAUGCCGAGGAGUGCGCUACCCUGAACCGCCUGCGCCAGGACAUGCGAGGGGCCGGCAAGGACAGUGCCGCCGGGAGAGAUCUACUCUACAGAUACUACGGCCAGCUGGAGUUGUUAGACUUGCGCUUUCCCGUCGACGAGAAUCAUAUCAAAAUCUCCUUCACCUGGUUCGAUGCCUUCACCCACAAGCCCACCGCUCAAUACUCGCUCGCUUUCGAGAAAGCCUCCAUCAUCUUCAACAUUUCCGCCGUUCUAUCCUGUCACGCCGCACACCAGAAUCGCCAUGAAGAUGUCGGCCUCAAAACUGCAUACCAUUCUUUUCAGGCUUCUGCUGGAAUGUUCACCUACAUCAACGAGAACUUUCUCCACGCACCCUCAACCGAUCUCAGUCGCGAAACCGUAAAGACGCUGAUAGCCGUCAUGCUCGCUCAAGCGCAGGAAGUGUUUCUGGAGAAGCAAAUUGCAGAUGGGAAGAAAGUUGGCCUUUUGGCCAAACUAGCUAGCCAAGCUGCGUUUCUGUAUACACAGGCUACCGAGGGAGCCCAGGAGAAUGUCACAAAAGCUGUUUUUGAGAAAAUUUGGUUAUCCAUGUGCCAGGUCAAAGCCAGUUAUAUGGCUUCCAUGGCAGAGUACUAUCAGGCCCUCGCCGACAAUGACGCCAACUCACAUGGUGUAUCGAUCAGCCGAUUGCAAGUAGCGGAAGCUGAUGCUAGAGACGCGAAUCGGGUAGCCAAUACUUUCCCUUCCUCUGCCCCUACCAAUUCAAAUCUGCCUGCAGACGCCGGCUCGGUGUUGGUCGAGAUGACAAAGAAACAUUUGCAGAAUGUGCAGGAAAAGUUGGCGGAAUUCUCCAAGGAUAACGAUUUCAUCUAUCACCAAGGCGUCCCGAAUGAAGCAUCCCUAACCCCGGUUCCGAAGCUACCAGCCGCAAAGCCCAUCCCCGUUGGCGAGUUGUAUCAAGGUCAGGACAUCCAAAGAAUUAUAGGUCCGGAUAUUUUCCAAAAGAUAGUGCCCAUGGCUGUCACGGAAUCUGCCAGUCUUUAUGAUGAGGAAAAGGCAAAGUUGAUUCGAGCAGAGAGCGAACGAGUUGAAGUCGCGAACGACGAGAUGGCUACUAGCUUUGAUAUUCUCAAGCUUCCGGAUAGUUUGAACGUGUUAAGAGGUGGGAUGGAUCAGGACAUGAUGGUCGAUGAGGAAUUUGGACAAUGGUGCGAAGAGUUGGCUGGUCACGCACCUUUCACAGCGGCCUUCAACCAGCUAAACACUGAUAAGGCCGAUAUAACGAAAUCGCUCGACACUAGCAUGAAACAACUUGACAUGGAAGAGAGCGUGUGCGAGAAAAUGAGAUCAAAAUACGGAGUGGAGUGGACGCAGCAACCCAGCUCGCGUCUGACUGCCACCUUGCGAAGCGAUAUUAGAAACUACCGAGGAGCGAUUGACGAAGCAAGUACGAGUGACAACCAGCUGUACAACACUUUCCGACAGUACGAAGCCGAUUUCGAUGAAAUGCGAUCAGCCGGCGAAACGGACGAGGCCGAUGUACUCUACUCGCGGGCCAUGGUUAAAGCUGGAGCGCAGAAAGGGAAAAGCCCUCGUCCCGCCGAGGGAAAUCUCAUUGAUGAUGACUUUGAUGAUGGGCCAAGCGUUGCAGACCAGAUUGCUGCCGUUGAGGAUUUGCUGAGACGUUUGAACUUGAUCAAAAAGGAGAGGAUGCAGGUAUUGAAAGAUCUCAAGGAGAAGGUGCAUUCCGAUGAUAUCUCCAACGUCCUCAUCCUCAACAAGAAAGCAAUCGCCAACCAAGAAAACCAACUCUUCAAAGCCGAACUCGAGAAAUUCCGGCCACACCAAAACCGUAUUCUGCAAGCUAAUCACAAGCAGUCAUCUCUUCUCAAGGAACUUACCCGCACGUAUUCAGACCUCCUCAAAGAUAAGCGCGUACGUUCUGAGCAGACCAAGUACGACGCAUUCAAUAGGCAGAGGAACAGUGUCAUGUCAAAAUACAAGAGAGUGUAUCAGGCUUUCAACGACUUGAACGCCGGUUUGAUGCGUGCCCAAGGCUUCUAUUCCGAAAUGAAGGACACCGUUUCUAGUCUACAAAAGAAUGUUGAGACCUUUGUGAACAAUCGGCGAUCCGAAGGCGGGCAACUUCUCCAAAACAUCGAACAGAAGAAAUCGCAGGGCGCAGAUCAAGAACAGCAGCGACUCAAAACCUUGAUGGAUCGUAUGUCUAUGGAGCCUUCCGGUUCUUCUCCUGUCUCGGCAAGCGACGGUCGAAAGAAGAGCAUACCAGGUCCGCUUUCCUCAACGCCGUCGAAUCAAGGCGGAUACCCAACAGCAGCGUCUACACAUUCAGCAUACAACCCGGCGGCCUCGCCACCCAUCACCCCAAGAUACCCCUCAACAAAUGCUUCUGGGCAGCAGUCACAGUACAUGUCGCCGCAACCCCACCAGCAACCCUAUGGCGCCUCCUCGAAUGGUUUUAACCAACAGCAACAGCAGCCUCAAUACGCACAUGCCCCUUCUCACUCACAAUCCUCAUACAACCCAACCAACUACGGUCCCGUCUCCCCACCGCCCCACCAAGCCUACUUCUCCCCACCUCCCUCACAACACCCGCAACAGCAACAACCGUGGGGUCAACCCCUGCAGCAGCAACCUCCGCAGCAGCAGCAACAUCAACCUUCAUACGGAGGAAACUACAUGAACUCGACUCCCCAGCCUGGCUUCCCGCAAGGUUACGUCCCACCACCGCCACCUCCCGGACCCCCGCCAAGUCAGCAGCAGCUAGACUAUAGUCAGUACACGCAAGCGUAUCCGGGUGGGCCUGGAGGAUAUGCAGCAGCGCCGCAGCAGCAAAGGCAUGGUGGACAGCAGCAACAGCAGCAACAAGGAGGAGAUCCGUGGGCAGGGCUGAGCGGAUGGAAAUAA
Periconia digitata is the source of this 3150-nucleotide messenger RNA. The record is from the annotation of a GenBank genome assembly. Lineage: Eukaryota; Fungi; Ascomycota; Dothideomycetes; Pleosporales; Periconiaceae.